Haliotis rufescens (red abalone) is the source of this 2412-nucleotide messenger RNA. RefSeq lists its product as uncharacterized. The coding region runs from base 286 to 1485 and encodes 399 amino acids. Lineage: Eukaryota; Metazoa; Mollusca; Gastropoda; Lepetellida; Haliotidae. The record is from RefSeq and is a predicted model, not a curated record. The transcript is spliced from 6 exons.
CCAUUCAAGGCAAGCAACACGCUCUCAUGUCCUGACUGCAGAGUAACGACGAGCUUUGGUCUGGAAGGUGUUGAUGGCCUACCCAAGAACUUCACCCUUGCAAAUAUAUGUCGGAAGUUCAAGGAGACUUUACACAAGCCCCCCUUUCUUGCAUCGUGUGAACGUCGCUCAACGACACCAUCAACGCGAAAGAGCUGUUAUUGUUUUGCAUGUCAAGUCAUUGUGAGGAGUGGAGAUCUACUGACAACACAUCUAUGUCAUGUCACAGAGGACUUAGAUACGGCAAUGACUCAUCGCAAGGCUAAACUCUCCACUUGUAUUCCGGAGCUUGAAAGAAGUCGCUACAAGAAUUAUGCUAAACUGAAAACAGCAUCACAUGAGCAUUAUCAAAGACAGGAAUAUCUGCAGAAACAAGAAGAUGAGAUCAACUCCCUGGCAGACUUGAUAGAGGAACAUGUGCGAUCACGAAGGAAAGAAGUCCUGGGAGAGAUAGAGACGUUAAAGACACACAACAAGACAAACUUCGAGGUGUUCCAGGGGCACCUCCAGUCCUACAUCUCCACUGUCGACACCAUCACUGCUGCUGCACAUGCCUUAGAUGGACAGAGCUUGGAUACAGAGGAAGGACAGGCUGUGUUUGUACAGGUGGUAGACGACGUCUUGCUAAAUACACAGCAACUGGCUAGAAUGGAUGACGUUUCCCUUGAGCAUGGCGUACCCAGUGAUACACAUGGUGAAGUGUUUGCAGAGAAUCUAAGAGUUGACUUCACAACACUACUUGGUGCAUCGGUAGCCCCUACAAACACGACCCUAACCCCUAGCAACGGGGACAAAUCAACAGGUGCACAACUUAAGUGGGAUCCACAGGACUGUCAUUCAUCACUUGCAAUAUCCCAGGACUGUUUGGUGGUGACAGCUGAGAAAUGGGAGGAUGCGGAGAUCCCAGGCGGAUGUUGUAACAAUGGAGGCAACUGGGUGAACGUUUGUGGAAUAGCUUCGAGCAUGGUCCUACAAAUGACCAACAUCUACUGGGAGAUCCUCGUCACAUUCGCUAUCUUGGGUUAUAUGGAUGACAACGACGUGAUCACGGACCUCGGAAUAUGCAAAUCGGGACAGGAAGAUGUUUAUUCACCAUUGAGUAAAAACUACUAUUGCCUCUGUUGCAGUCUGUUCAAAGAUCCAGACUCAUCAAGCAUUGCUAUGGACUUCUGGGAUGGCCCAAAAAACUCAACAAGCGACAGUGUGGUGGUCAGACGUAUAAGACGCCGUAAGAGGGAGCCUCUCAAACUCGGGUUCAAUGUCGACUUCCACAACAAGAUGUUCAGGAUCAUUGACGUCAAUGAGAACUCUGUUCUUCAUACUUUUGAGGACAUGAGGUUCACGCAGGUCACUGCAGUGGCGUCGAUUGACCAUGAAGACAAGGUCAGAACGUCCUUAGAAUUGGAAAGUGACGUAGAUGGUUUUCCUUCCAUACUUUUUCAGUGAAACUAUACUGAAAAUUCUUCAGUGACGACCAGUUGCCUUAGAAUCGCAAAACCACAAGCAUACAUGGUUCACACUGAACAACAAAAGGAAUACAAGACACUGAUACUCAGCGACACUGGGUUAGUUCUUCAUACGGUUGAUAACACGAGUUAGGCACUGUUGUGGAAUCAGUUUCCUGCCAUACUUUAUAACCGAAACUUGUAUCUGCACAUCCGUCUGAAGUGAUGACGCCGACCAGCAUCGCAUGGCAUCAUAAGAAAAUACAUUUAUAUGAUAUGCAUCUGUCAAUGUGUAUCUUGAAAGGACAUUGCUAAAUUGAACAUUGAAAUGUGGUAGUUGGACUAAAAAUAGUUUGUAAUUUAUCGGGUAGUAUGGCGGAAAGUUUAAUUUUCAUGUACAGUAAGGGUUGUAAAUUAUAUGGCUUUGCAGUGCUUCAGCAGGGCUGGUGGAAGUCGUUAUCUUGUAGUCAAUUAAUCUAUUUAUUACUCAGUUUUGGCAGUAAAAUUCCAUUGGAAUUUUCCUAUGACGGUUGCGAGGUCCACAUGUCUUCCUGGCGUAGCGUGUUUUCGGAUCUUUAGGUGUCGCCGAACACGCUAUGUUAGGAAUUAUCAUUUGACCAAUGGGAAGUUUAGAAGAUUGUAUGACCCCGUGACCUAUGAAAGCCUGAUAGGACCGAGAUUAGUAGUCUGAAGUUUCGGGGGGAAAUAAGGAUUUGGGUAGGUUGGAAAGUAAGAAAUAAGUUAAAAGGUAGGUUUUGUAUUUAGUAUAGUUAUUGGAAUAGUGGUGUGGGGGAGAAGUAGGAUCAAGUAGGUGUAGGAGAAAAUAGGAUAAAUUAGCAGUUAAGGAUAAAGAAAUUUAGGCCAAUAGUAAAGGUUUAAUUGUGUGUGAGUUCUUUCUUUUUGUAUUUUUCUGAUUUAUUGUUAAUUU